Molecule: messenger RNA, 2033 nt
Organism: Aphidius gifuensis
Lineage: Eukaryota; Metazoa; Arthropoda; Insecta; Hymenoptera; Braconidae
Gene: Polr3E
Product: DNA-directed RNA polymerase III subunit RPC5
Exons: 7
Coding region: 117-1607 (496 amino acids)
Biological process (GO): DNA-templated transcription
Cellular component (GO): nucleus; RNA polymerase III complex
Source: RefSeq, a predicted model, not a curated record
AAAAUUCAUUGGUGUGUGCAGGUGUGUGUAUUUAUUCUAAUGAAAUUAUGAAAAACAUUUAAACAUAAAAACAAUAUAAAUACAAUAAUACAACAUUUAACAACAUAAAAAAAAUAAUGGAAAUUUCAGAAUACGAUGAUGAUCCAGUUGUACAAGAGAUACCAGUGUAUUUAUCAAAAAUACUCGAUGAAAAUUUAUUCAUAUUUCAAUAUCCAAUUAAAACAGAUGCUAAUUGUUAUGAUGAUGCAACUAUUAGAAAAACAGAAAUUAGACCAAUAAAUGGUGACAUACGUCUUGAAGUUGAUGUUGAUAUUAAUAGUGCUAAUUAUGAUCAUAGAAAAGGUGAACGUAUUGCAACUGCUAUUGAUGGAUCACAUGGCCCAUAUGAUGAAAAAGAUGAAAAAAGUUAUUUUCAAAGCAAUAUGAUGGAUAAAAUUGUAUUACAAUCAUUAAAAGUUCUAACAGAUUCAUCAAAUUAUGCAGCUGGAAUUUUUAAAAAUAAUGAACUUCAUUUAACACCAAUAAAAAGUAUCAUGGAAAUGCGACCACAGUUUGAUUAUCUUGAAACAGCUGAUAAACAAUCAAAAGAAGAUGCUAAUAAAUUAGUUGAAGAACAAGAAGAAGAAUUGCAACAAAUUAAUGUUCAAUUUAAACGACAAACAACUGAUUCUGUUAAAAAAAGAGAGGAAAAAUCAUUUAGAUUAUUAUCUAAAAAAAUUGCUGAUGAAAGAUGGCUUGAAACUGGAUUUAAACAAUCAAAUAGCCAUGAAGCUGAGCUUGCACGAUUAGAUAUGCUUUGUCAAUUAACAGAAUCACUUGAAAAUAAUUUAACACUAUCACGAGAUGAAUAUUUAUUAAACUUGGUACAACGAGUUAAAAAUGAUGAACAUUCCAAAACAAUAACUUCAAGUGAAAAAAAUCCACUUGGUACACUGUCUCUUCUAAAUCAAAUUAGACUUCUCAUGAAAGAUGCCAAAGUAAUGUCAUUUACACAAUUGAGAAAUAUAAUAUUACCUGAGCAUGAUACAACUUCAGUAUUAAAAUAUUUACAACAAGUUGCUGUUCUUGUUCAGGGUAAUUGGAUUGUUAAUAGUGAAUUAUUAUUUCCAAAAGAAUAUGAGUCAAAUCACAAUGCUGUACCGGCUGAACUCAUGUGUAAUGCACGUGAUUAUAUUUUAUCAAAAUUUGCUGAUUAUGAAUAUAUUGAUAGAAGAUCAAUAUCAUCUGUUGUUCGUUUACGUCCUGAGGAAAUAACUGAAAUAAUAACAAAUUUAGCAAAAUCACAACCAAAAAAAGGACUACAAUUAAUAUUAAAACCUGAUACAGAAUUUGAAAAAAAAUAUCCAGAUAUUGCACAACGUCAAGAAUUAUUUUGGGAAGCUAAACGUCAAUAUUUAAGAGGUAAAUAUGGAGCACAAAAUUUACCACCAAAAAGAUCACGUAGAAGAUCAAAUCGUGAAUCAAUUGGAUCAGAAAAUGAAGAAAAAAAUAUUGCAAAAAGUAAAAAAUUAAUACGUGAUUCAUCAGCUUCUGAUGAUGGUGUUGAUUUAGCUAAAAAUAAAUCUAAAAAAAGUAAAUCUAAAAAAAAAGGUGAACCAUCAUCAUGACAAUUGUAAAGUAAUUUUUUUUUUAUUAUUUAUAAUAAAUAAUUCACAUAAUAAAUACAUUAAUUUAAAUUAUUGUUUUUUUUAAUAAUAAUAAAAAUAUUUAAUUAUAAAAAUAAUAGUUGCCAAAAGAAAAAAAAAACAAAAAAUUAUUCAAUGAAUAGUUGAAAAAUACUUUGUGUAUUUUUAAUUAUUUAUUGUUGUUAAUUUAUUUCCUCAGUUAAUAAUAGUGUAAAUAAAAAUAAUAAAUUAUCAAAUCAAAAUAAAAUUUUAUUUUCAAUAUUUUAAUUUGAAAACAAACAUGAUUAAAUUUAAAAUUAAAGUGCAAUUAUAAUUAUAAUUUUAUUGACAAAAUAAAAACACACAAUUAUUUAUUUAAUAUACUCUAACAAUAGCAACACAGAUAUUUAAUUAAAUUACAUAAAAAUU